AUGGCGCUGUCUCUAUCCAACUUCCUCUACUCAAUAGCACUUCUGACCAGUAUUGUUGCCGCUGAGACGCGGACCUAUGAUUUCGAUAUUGGCUGGGUUCGUCGCAAUCCUGACGGACAGCAGGAACGAUCCGUUGUUGGCAUCAACGGACAAUGGCCAAUUCCCAGGAUAGAGGCUAACGUGGGCGACGUCGUGGUCGUCAACGCAAAGAACAGUCUCGGAAACAGAACCGACUCGAUCCACUUCCAUGGCCUGUACCAGAAUGGUACUACUCAUAUGGACGGCGCUGGUUCAGUCAGCCAAUGUCCCAUUCCUAGCGGAUCAACCUUCACAUACAACUUCACUGUCGACCAGCCUGGCACAUACUGGUACCACUCGCACGUUGAUGGCCAAUACCCAGACGGGCUGAGAGGUCCUCUCAUCGUUCAUGAUCCAGAAAAUCCUUUCAAGGAUCAGUAUGACGAGGAGCUGGUCCUGACGUUGUCGGACUGGUACCAUGAUGAGAUGCCAGACCUUCUCUCCGGCUUCCUAUCGGUGACCAAUCCCACCGGAGCCGAGCCUGUGCCCAACUCCGCGCUCAUGAACGACACGCAGAAUGCGACUAUCAGCGUGCAGCCGGGCAAAACCUACUUCUUGCGCAUCAUCAACAUGGCAGCCUUUGCUCCACAGUACUUCUGGAUCGAAGGCCAUUCUUUCAAGAUUAUUGAGGUUGACGGCAUCUACACUGAAGCCACUGAGGCGGACCAGCUUCAUAUCUCUGCCGCACAGAGAUACGGUGUGCUCCUGACGACCAAGAAUACCACAAAUGAGAAUUUUGCCAUCGUCGGCUCUAUGGACACCGAUCUCUUUGACGCAAUUCCGGACGGGCUGAAUCCUAAUGAGAUCACCGAGUUCGAGCCCUUCGAUGAUUUCUACCUCGUUCCUCAAGACAAAGAAGAGCUUCUACCAGAGCCAGAUAUGCAGAUUCAGCUCGACGUCGUGAUGGACAACCUCAACAAUGGCUUCAACUAUGCCUUCUUCAACAACUUGACUUGGACGAAACCUGUGGUGCCAACAUUGUACACUGUGCUCUCCGCACCUCCCUCUAUGCUCAACGAAGCUCGGAUCUAUGGUUCGAACACCAACACCUUCGUAUUGCCACACAUGUCAGUAGUCGAGAUGAUCGUCAAUAAUCACGAUCCUGGCAAGCAUCCUUUCCAUCUUCAUGGUCACGCCUUCCAGACGAUCAUUCGAUCUGACGAGGAAGCUGGUGAUUAUGACCCAAACAAUGCCACCGACCGGGACUUUCCGGCUACACCAAUGCGACGAGAUACGGUUCUCAUGCGGCCCAAUGGUCAUCUCGUUCUCCGGUUCCGGGCUGACAAUCCUGGCGUUUGGAUAUUUCACUGUCAUAUCGAGUGGCAUGUCUCUAGCGGCCUGAUCAUGACUUUCGUUGAGGCGCCCGAGCAAUUGAGAGCCAACCUCUCAGCCUCUCACACAGUUCCGCAAGAUCACUUCGAUGCUUGCAAUGCCCUCUCACCGCCAGUUCCGACGUACGGCAACGCUGCUGGCCACGGUGCAGCAUCUUCAGAGGAGCAAGUGCUCGGUGCUCGUGACAUUGAUGAGGAUGAUUGGCUCAACUUCGAAGGCGAGAAUGUCCAAGCUCCACCACUGCCAUCAGGCUUCACUGCUCGUGGGAUAGUUGCGCUUGUGUUCAGCUGCAUCUGCGGCAUACUUGGUUGCCUUGUUAUUGCGUGGUAUGGUCUGGGCGAGAUGGGCUCCGUCGCGCUUGCACGCGAGCAGCGCAAAAUUGAUCAGCUGGAACAGGACAGUCAAAGCAUGGGUUCGACUCAAGGCUCUAAUGAGAAGUCUGGUCACGGUACUCAGGUGCUGAGACAUGUGAUGGGCAAGUAA
This is a messenger RNA of Cyphellophora attinorum, 1893 nucleotides long. RefSeq names its product Iron transport multicopper oxidase FET3. Gene Ontology annotation, molecular function: copper ion binding; ferroxidase activity. Gene Ontology annotation, cellular component: high-affinity iron permease complex. Bases 1 to 1893 code for a protein of 630 amino acids. Lineage: Eukaryota; Fungi; Ascomycota; Eurotiomycetes; Chaetothyriales; Cyphellophoraceae. The record is from RefSeq and is a predicted model, not a curated record. Gene Ontology annotation, biological process: reductive iron assimilation; cellular response to iron ion starvation. The transcript has 2 exons.